Messenger RNA from Pungitius pungitius (ninespine stickleback), 792 nucleotides. RefSeq names its product matrix Gla protein (gene mgp). Gene Ontology annotation, molecular function: calcium ion binding. Lineage: Eukaryota; Metazoa; Chordata; Actinopteri; Perciformes; Gasterosteidae. Bases 119 to 472 code for a protein of 117 amino acids. Gene Ontology annotation, cellular component: extracellular region. The transcript has 5 exons. The record is from RefSeq and is a predicted model, not a curated record.
GCUGUCGGGAAUUGGGGGGAUAAUUCUCGGGAGAAAAAGUACAGACACAGAAAGAAAUUUCCAAGACUUCAUUCUUAUCUUCAUUCUUAUCUUUGUCGCCCGAGCAGAGACACCAGCGAUGAGGAGCCUCCUCCAGCUUCUGGCACUGUGUGCCGCGGCCUCUUUCUGCGUCUGCUACGACUCUCACGAAAGCACAGAAUCCAUCGAAGAUGUGUUUGUCCCCCCAAACCGAGCCAACUCGUUCAUCGCGCCUCAGAGGGGGAGCGUGUACGUCCCGGCCCGGGCCAACGACCACCACUACUACAACUUCAUGAGGAAGGUGAAGUCUCCGGCGGAGAGGCGCGCGGAGACCUGUGAGGACUUCUCCCCCUGCCGCUUCUACGCCUAUCGCCACGGCUUCCAGCAGGCCUUCCAGAGAUACUUCGGCGCCCGCAAUCUGGCCCAGAGACCGGCGGUGCCUCGGCGGUACUAGGCCCAAAGAGGGGUCUCUCCCCCCGCACCACGACUUCUCUACGAUGUGUGUGGUGGUUUCUGUGGCCUCUGGUGGAUGUGAAAUGGAUCCUUAGACCCAUGUAGUAAACACGGGGGCAUCCAGUUGAGGUUUGUUAGGGGCGUGUAGAACCACGCGGGCCCGUCUCUCAUGUAAUCUCAGGAUAACUUUUAUCCACUAUUAUCCCACUUUGUUUUUUUGUGUGUACGAACCGUUUUCACGUUUUCCACCUCUCUAUCCAGCCCACUUUCCACUGCUUUGAAUAAACAAUCAAAUUCCCCGUCAUUGGGGUUUUAUCUUAA